This is a messenger RNA of Camelina sativa (false flax), 1074 nucleotides long. RefSeq lists its product as uncharacterized. The record is from RefSeq and is a predicted model, not a curated record. NCBI's taxonomy places the organism in Eukaryota, Viridiplantae, Streptophyta, Magnoliopsida, Brassicales, Brassicaceae.
AUGCUGGCCAAACAGUUUUGGCAGUUAAUUCACAAUCCGUCGUCUUUAAUGGUCCGGGUGAUGAGAGGAUGGUAUUUCAGGAACAAACAUCCUCUUAUGGCAAAUAAACCGAAUAAUCCUUCGUUUGCCUGGCAGAGUAUUUAUUCAACUAAGGGAUUGGUGGAACAGGGAGCGCGAUGGGCUGUAGGUUCUGGUUGUUCCAUCUCGGUUUGGCGGGAUCCAUGGUUACCGGAUAUCCGUCCAAGAUCUGUGAAUGGUAGGGGGAGGUUUUUACUCCCGAGUUUGAUGGUUAAUCAUUUAAUUAAUCCAGUUAUAAAGGAUUGGCAUUUGCCUAUUCUAGAGGAGUUCUUUGAUCCCGUGGAUAUACCACUUAUUCAGAGUUUUCCGGUUAGUAAAACUUCUCAACCGGAUAGAUUAUUAUGGCAUUAUACUAAGUCAGGCAAGUAUUCGGUUAAGUCAGGUUAUCGGUUAGCCCGGGAAUUAAUAGCGGAAGUGGAGUAUGGGCCAUCGUGCAAACGGCUCGCGUAUCGGGGAGUUCGUUGUGAUGUUUUGUGUAAGCGGUGCGGUUUGGCGAUGGAAAUGGAGACUAUUAACCACGCACUUUUUGUUUGCCCCCGGUCGUGCAGUAUUUGGGAGUUGGAACCAGGAGGUUUUCCAUAUGCCUCUAUUUAUGCGAAUUUAGAUUUCAAUUUUUGGAGGGCGUCUUCUCAAGCCGGGGCUUCUGAUAUCAUCUCUUCUCUCCCCUGGAUUUUAUGGUCACUUUGGGAAAACAAGAAUAAAAAGGUUUUCCAGGGUAUUGAGCUAGAGCCAAUUGAGAUUAUAGAUCAGGCGGCAACUGAUAAAUUAAUUUGGGAGGAAGCCAAAUCUUAUACAGUGAGCAACCUCCUCCCUCCACCCUUAGUGGAGGAGAGGGAUUCUUCUAUUUGUUGUCAGGUUGAUGGUUCAUGGAAAGGAACGGACCCUUUUCAGGGUUUGGGUUGGUGGUACUGCAAUGGAGAUGAUGCCACGCUUCUUUUGGGUGUUCGGAGUCUCAGACGAGGCCUUUUCCCCUACAUACAGAAUUACAAGCACUGA